Malania oleifera is the source of this 3475-nucleotide messenger RNA. RefSeq names its product copper-transporting ATPase RAN1. Lineage: Eukaryota; Viridiplantae; Streptophyta; Magnoliopsida; Santalales; Ximeniaceae. Gene Ontology annotation, molecular function: ATP hydrolysis activity; ATPase-coupled monoatomic cation transmembrane transporter activity; copper ion binding. The transcript is spliced from 9 exons. The record is from RefSeq and is a predicted model, not a curated record. Gene Ontology annotation, biological process: monoatomic cation transport. Gene Ontology annotation, cellular component: membrane. Bases 182 to 3193 code for a protein of 1003 amino acids.
CCAACCCCAACCCCUCCACCAGCUGCCCUUGGUUAAAAAAUGGCUGUCUUCACCAUCACCCUCGGAAAAGUCUCCUCUCUCUCUAAACCCCUCUCUUUUUUCUCUCUCUAGAUUCCCCUUUUCUCCAUUUCUUUGCUCCCCUUUCUAUAUAUCUUUUGGGCUCUCCUUCUUGGUCCCUCCAAUGGCGCCGAGUCUCAGGGACCUUCAGCUUACGGCUGUCUCCGCCGGCGGCCGCAGGCUGCCAGAGAUCGCCGAAGAUGCCGACGACCUCGAGGAAGUGCGUCUGCUUGACGCGUAUGAGCGAGAAGAGGAUGGCGUUUCUGGAGGGGUGGAGCAAGGUGUGAGGAGAAUUCAAGUCCGAGUCACAGGGAUGACCUGCGCGGCUUGUUCCAAUUCGGUGGAAGGAGCUUUGAAGGCCGUUAAAGGAGUCUUAAGGGCGUCAGUUGCCUUGCUUCAGAACAAGGCUGAUGUUGUUUUUGAUCCCAAGUUGGUGAAGGAUGAAGAUAUUAAGAAUGCUAUAGAGGAUGCUGGCUUUGAUGCAGAGAUUUUACCUGAACCUAGUAAGGCAAGCGGAACUCUGUUGGGACAGUUCACCAUAGGAGGCAUGACAUGUGCUGCUUGUGUGAACUCUGUUGAAGGUAUUUUGGGAAAGCUCCCUGGUGUCAAAAGGGCUGUAGUUGCCUUGGCUACUUCAUUAGGUCAAGUUGAGUAUGAUCCUACUGUUAUUAGUAAGGAUGGCAUAAUAAAUGCAAUAGAGGAUGCUGGUUUUGAAGCUGCACUUGUGCAGAGUGGUGAGCAGGAUAAAAUCAUACUAAGCGUUGCUGGCAUAUUAAGCGAGAUGGAUAUUCUAUUUUUAGAAGACAUAGUUAACAACCUAAAAGGAGUGAAACAAUAUUUAUUUGACAGGAUUUCAAGAGAACUAGAAGUUGUUUUCGAUCCUGAAGUUAUUAGUUCCAGAUCUUUAGUAGAUGGAAUUGAAGGUGGGAGCAAUGGAAAGUUCAAAUUACAUGUCAGGAGUCCUUAUGCAAGAAUGACUUCAAAAGAUGUGGAAGAAUCAUCAAACAUGUUUCGGCUUUUCACCUCCAGUCUGGUUCUCAGUAUUCCUAUCUUUUUCAUACGGGUAGUUUGCCCUCAUAUACCUAUGGUGUACUCCUUAUUGCUGUGGCGAUGCGGACCAUUCCUUAUGGGUGAUUGGUUGAAGUGGGCAUUGGCGAGUCUUGUUCAGUUUGUUGUUGGGAGGCGUUUCUAUGUUGCAGCUGGUAGGGCUCUUCAGAAUGGUUCAACCAACAUGGAUGUGUUGGUUGCUUUGGGGACUUCAGCCUCUUACUUCUACUCUGUCGGCGCACUUCUGUAUGGUGCUGUGACCGGUUUUUGGUCCCCGACAUACUUUGAAACAAGUGCCAUGCUGAUAACCUUUGUACUUUUGGGGAAAUAUUUGGAAACUGUUGCCAAGGGCAAGACAUCAGAUGCUAUAAAGAAGUUGGUGGAACUUGCUCCGUCAACUGCAUUGUUGCUUGUUAAAGAUAAGAGUGGAAGGUGUAUAGGAGAAAGGGAAAUAGAUGCUUUGCUAAUUCAGCCUGGUGAUGUCUUAAAAGUCCUUCCUGGUACAAAGAUUCCAGCAGAUGGUGUGGUUGUAUGGGGUUCAAGUUAUGUCAAUGAAAGUAUGGUAACUGGUGAAUCUGCACCUGUUUUGAAUGAGAUUAAUUCUUCAGUUAUUGGUGGUACAAUAAAUUUACAUGGUUCCCUUAAUGUACAAGCCACAAAAGUAGGGUCUAACACAGUUUUAAGCCAGAUAAUCUGUCUGGUUGAGACAGCUCAGAUGUCUAAAGCUCCUAUCCAGAAGUUUGCUGAUUUUGUUGCAAGCAUAUUUGUCCCUACAGUUGUUAUUAUCGCGUUGUUAACGUUAUUGGCUUGGUAUAUUUCUGGAGUUCUUGGAGCUUACCCAGAAACCUGGUUACCAGAAAAUGGCAAUUAUUUUGUUUUUGCCCUCAUGUUUUCAAUAUCAGUUGUGGUGAUUGCAUGCCCCUGUGCACUUGGCUUGGCUACACCUACUGCUGUAAUGGUUGCAACAGGGGUGGGAGCGAAUAAUGGAGUGCUUAUAAAAGGCGGGGAUGCUUUGGAAAGGGCUCAGAAGAUUAGUUAUGUAAUAUUCGAUAAAACAGGGACCUUAACCAAGGGAAAUGCUACAGUUACAACUGCUAAAGUUUUCACUGGAAUGGAUCGGGGAGAAUUCCUGACUUUGGUAGCUUCUGCAGAGGCUAGCAGUGAACACCCACUGGCCAAAGCUAUACUGGAAUAUGCUCACCAUUUCCAUUUCUUUGAUGCAACUUCUGCAACCAAGGAUGCUGAACAUCACAACAAAGAGUCUAAAUUUUCUGGAUGGCUUCUUGACGUCUCUGAGUUCUCUGCUCUGCCUGGAAGAGGCAUCCUGUGCUUUGUUGCAGGGAAACAAGUCUUGGUUGGUAAUCGGAAGCUGAUGACUGAAAAUGGGAUCAACAUUCCAAACAAUGUAGAAAAAUUUGUUGUAGAAUUGGAAGAAAAUGCAAAUACGGGCAUACUUGUUGCGCAUGAUGGUAACCUAGUUGGUGUUUUGGGGGUAACAGAUCCAUUAAAGAGGGAAGCAGCCGUCGUUAUAGAAGGCCUUGGGAAAAUGGGUGUCACACCAGUCAUGGUUACAGGAGAUAACUGGAGGACAGCUCGGGCUGUUGGUAAGGAGGUUGGCAUUCAAGAUGUGAGGGCAGAGGUAAUGCCUGCGGGAAAAGCCGAUGUCAUCCGUUCAUUUCAGAGAACUGGAAAUGUAGUUGCAAUGGUGGGAGAUGGCAUCAAUGACUCCCCUGCCCUAGCUGCCGCAGAUGUGGGUAUGGCAAUUGGGGCAGGGACAGAUAUUGCCAUAGAAGCUGCCGAUUAUGUGCUGAUGAGGAAUAACUUGGAAGAUGUGAUCACAGCCAUUGACCUAUCAAGGAGAACUUUUUCUCGAAUCCGAUGGAAUUAUGUUUUUGCCAUGGCUUACAAUGUGAUUGCAAUCCCUGUUGCUGCUGGAGUUUUCUUUCCUUGGACAGGGAUUAAGCUGCCACCUUGGGCUGCCGGUUCAUGCAUGGCUCUGUCAUCCGUAAGUGUUGUGUGCUCCUCUUUGCUGCUUAGAAGAUAUAAGAAGCCUAGGCUUACCUCUAUACUAGAAAUUACUGUAGAGUAGGAACAAAGAAAGGGGGGAAAAUGGAUAGGUUUCAACUUUAGGAAUCUAGUAUGGCAUAAAAUGGGUGUGUAUGAUCUUCCAAUUUUGUGUGUGCUUUGUUUUGUUUUGUUUUGUUUUGGAUUUUUAUUCUUUCUGGGUCUUCUGUUUUUCUCCCGUUUAAUACCCAUUCAAUGUAAAUGUCAAUUGUAUCAAAUGAUAGCCAUUUUUCUUUAUUUAAUAUUUAGCUUUCAUACAGCGGUGCUCUUAAUGUAUAUAACAAGUUAAUGACUACUUUUUUCUUUA